Messenger RNA from Sitophilus oryzae (rice weevil), 814 nucleotides. Its product is annotated as probable phospholipid hydroperoxide glutathione peroxidase. Gene Ontology annotation, biological process: response to oxidative stress. NCBI's taxonomy places the organism in Eukaryota, Metazoa, Arthropoda, Insecta, Coleoptera, Curculionidae. The transcript is spliced from 2 exons. The coding region runs from base 91 to 681 and encodes 196 amino acids. The record is from RefSeq and is a predicted model, not a curated record. Gene Ontology annotation, molecular function: glutathione peroxidase activity.
ACGAGCGGCGCGCGAAUACAUAACCUCAAAUAACAAUAAUGACAGUCAUUACAGCUUUCAAUACUUUUCCAUUUUAAAACAAAUAAAUUAAUGUUUUUACCGAUAAUUAGGCUAGUCACGAACACAGUCAAGUCAGUUCGUUCUCUAGCAACGGUCACGUCAACCGCUUUUGCGAUGUCAAACCCGGAAAAUUGGAAAGAAGCAAAGUCGAUUUAUGAAUUUUCCGCUCAAGAUAUCAAGGGAAAUGAGGUCCCCUUGGAAAAAUACAAAGGACACGUUUGUAUAAUCGUAAAUGUAGCGUCCCAGUGUGGAUAUACGAAGAACAAUUACGCCGAACUGGUCGAAUUAUUUGACCAGUACAAUGAAUCGAAGGGUCUCCAAAUUUUAGCGUUUCCCUGCAAUCAAUUUGGCGGACAAGAGCCAGGCACUAAUGAGGAGAUUUGCCAAUUUGUCGCCCAAAAGAAUGUCAAGUUUGAUAUGUUCGAUAAAAUUAAUGUUAAUGGUGAUGAUGCGCAUCCUCUGUUCAAGUAUUUGAAACACAAACAAGGCGGCACUCUGGGUAAUUUUAUAAAGUGGAAUUUUACCAAAUUUAUUAUCGAUAAAAAUGGGCAACCUGUGGAGAGGCAUGGUCCAAGCACAAAUCCAAAGGAUCUAGUGAAAUCAUUGGAAAAAUAUUGGUAGUUUAUAAUUUAUUAUAUGAACACCUAUAACUAUUUUAUCAUUAAUAAUAUGUACUCCUGUAAUUUGUAUGUAGAUGUGAUUUUAGAUUAAUUAAAUACAAAAUAUAAUAAUAUAUACCUACUCUACAAUGGCU